UUUUCCUUCAGUAGAGCAACCAUUUCUGAGUGUGAGGCAGUUGUGGCACCGAGGGAGCAGGCACCAUGAGCAAAGCACACCCGCCUGAGCUCAAGAAGUUCAUGGACAAAAAACUGUCACUGAAGUUAAAUGGUGGCCGACACGUCCAGGGGAUAUUGCGGGGGUUCGAUCCCUUCAUGAACCUCGUUAUAGAUGAAUGUGUGGAGAUGGCACAAGGUGGACAGCAGAACAACAUUGGGAUGGUGGUAAUACGAGGAAACAGUAUCAUCAUGUUGGAAGCCUUGGAACGAGUCUAAAUGAAUCGGUGAAGAGUCCUGCCUCGCACCUGAUGACAAGCCUUUAUUUCCAGCGGUCACAUGUAAACUAGCUUUUUUUGGUUAAAUAAAUUUUGUAAUGGUUGAAGUAA
Messenger RNA from Alligator sinensis (Chinese alligator), 406 nucleotides. It is a transcript of the gene SNRPG, whose product is annotated as small nuclear ribonucleoprotein polypeptide G. Lineage: Eukaryota; Metazoa; Chordata; Crocodylia; Alligatoridae. Gene Ontology annotation, molecular function: RNA binding. Bases 66 to 296 code for a protein of 76 amino acids. The transcript is spliced from 4 exons. Gene Ontology annotation, biological process: spliceosomal snRNP assembly; mRNA splicing, via spliceosome. Gene Ontology annotation, cellular component: U4 snRNP; SMN-Sm protein complex; U2-type prespliceosome. The record is from RefSeq and is a predicted model, not a curated record.